AUGAUGGACCGUCAUUAUCCUUCGCACCCAUCCUUCACCAAGACUAAGGUCCCCUCGUCUAAUCAAGCCCCGAGCAAAGCUUCCGUCUCUACUAUCUUGGAAUCCGCGAAACGCGCCAACCCCGCCAAGUUCAUCUCUCCGAUCUCGACCAAUCAUGCUGGUCCUCUGCUGGGCAACACACUCAACUCGAGCGCUUCCGUACACACCGCUGCAUCGGCGCUUAUCUAUCCCUCGUCACCCGGCGAGGGUCCGCCUGUAGAACCGAGCUUGUUCGCCUACUCUUCCUCAUCGUCCGGCAGGACACCAAAGAAGGUCCAAGGUAGCAAUGCGAGUGUGCAUACAGCGCAGACGAAGAAGAGCAACGAACGUGCCACCAUACGCAACGCUCGAGGCGAGAUCGAAUGGAAAGAUCCUCCUCCCGUUCCAUCCGCUCUUCCGUCAGCCUCUGGAUCGCAGCAACGACGCGGGCCAUCGCCUUACGACACUGUGAAACCGAGAUCCCGCAAUCGCUCUGCUGGUGCGACAGAUGAGCGACGAAGACAGAACAGUCGAGGAGACGUGCCAUACAAAGCCAUCGGCAACAGCUCUAAUCUGAACGACACCCUUUCUCCGCCACAGCGACCACGCAACCGACGCAGAUCUACGGACGAUGACGAUGGAUUUCAUACCGCCGAUGAAGAUGCCAUCGAAGCGCGAGAAUGGGAGUGGAAACGAGAUCAGCAGAUGCAAGCAGAUCGACUCGAAGUCUAUCACCGCCAGCAAGCCUGGGAAGACGAAGAUCGACGUGCUAGGAAGCGUGACGACCGCGACCGAGCUCACGCUGAAUCCAUGGAGCGGAAGCUUCAAACAGAGGCACGAAGGAAAGCUGAUCGUGAUGCGAGACGUCUGGCACGAGAGAAGGCCGAGCAAGAAGAAGCAGAGCGUCGAAAGCGACACCACGAAGAAGCUCAGCGUCGACGCAUCGCAGCUGAGCGUGAGGCCGAGGAAGCACGCAUUUUGAAAGAGAAGGAAGCCGCAGAGAGAAGGGCCAGACGAAAGCAGCAGCAAGAAGAACGACGAAAGCGCGAAGAGGAAGUAGCCAUACGUAAAGCUGAAGAGGAUGCUAAGCGGAAAGAAGAGGAACGUCUUGCUGCGAUUGAGGCAGAACAACUAGCGAAAGAGGCUGCUAUCGAAGCGGAGAGGGUGGCCAAGGAGAAUGCUAUUCGAGCUGAACGAGAGGCUGUGCUGGAGAAGGAACGACAGUUGGUGGACGCAAAGCGUCAGGUCGAGGAAGAAGAUCGUGCUGCACGACGCGCCGGACGAAGGGAAGACCGACGUGCUCAGCGCGCACUCGCAGCCGGCUUCCCAGCUGGUGAGACCGAUCCGGAGGCACAACAGUCCGAGGACGAAGAUGAAGAUGAUGUCCUCUUUCGGGACGACGACUCUGAUGCAGAGUCGGAAGUCUUUGUUGAUGCAGGCACCGAAGACGAUCUCGACGCAGAUGCAGAGGCAAAGAGCGCUACUAUCGGCUCGAUGGCUCGUUCAACCUCCAACCUUGAUGCACCCUCCAGCACGGAUGGAAGCUCCGACAUGCCUGGUACACCAGCAGAUGAAAAGGCAAUGUCGAUGCUUGCGCCUCGCUCAUCUACUUUGGACUUGGGCAGGAAGUCCUCGUCGAAAGCUGGUCACGGACAGGUCAAGUUUGCUGCCGGCACCAGUGGCGAAGCAACCCCGACAGCGGCAGGUACACUCAUCGAGAAAAUUGCACCGUACAAGUCGGAUCGCUUCCGAGAUGCAGUCAGACUCGGCGCCAGGCGGGCACCGACAUCAACAGCGGCAGCAGCCCCAGACUCGACGAUCCCGCAAUCGACUUCAUUGCUCACAGCCACGUUCGCAGCCACGAAAGAAGAGGGCGACGAGGCUGAUGACGACGAUGAGGAUCGACCUGCAGAUGACGAGAUCGUUCAGCCAAAUGGGCCGUAUCGUGACGGCGGUAUCACCUAUGGCCGAGGUUGGUGUGCUCAUGGUCUUGCUGACCCCUCGCUCGCCAUCGAUCAUCGCCGCUACGUUCGCGUUCCUCGAGGCAAAGCUCCCGCUGCAGUCGAGUCCGAGGACGCCACCAAGUCAGCCGCUGUUCUAGAGGCCCAAGAAUUUGAUGAGGUGAUGUACUCCGACCUUGGCGAGCUCAUCUGGUCGGCUACCACGCCUGACGUGAUCGCCCGUCUCAUCAGCCAUCUCGACUACGCAGACGUCAAAGCUCUUCGUCAAAUCUCGCAGUCCAUUCGCUUCUCACUUGGUCAGCUCGCCGGACGUGAGAUCGUCCUCGCUCGCUUCCUUGCACCUAUCGGCUAUCACACAUGGAAACCUGCCAGCAUCUCAACUGACCCGAACGCCGAAGUUGUCGAAAAGGAUCCGCUGCCGUUGAGCUUAAGCGACUGCGAGGCCUUCUUGCUCAGCUUCGAUCUCGUGUCGGAGUACAAGCUCGUGGGUGCGGAGUACGCGAGAGCGCCGCAUAAGAUGGAUCCUCGUUAUCCGAGACUAGCCCGCGCAACGACCAGAGCAUGGAAUCGAGUGCUGACUCGACUGAGGAUGCAGCCCGACUACCGGGGUGGCAGUGGCAGCCAGCAUGGCAUCACGAGCCCGUGGAAGCCGGGUCGUGCUGGAUUCUUCCGUGCCUGGGUUCCCUCGGCAGAGGCAGGAGGCUGGCUGAGCGACACAGAGUUGGCUCGUUGCGAGCGAGAGUUGUUCAUCGCUGGUGUCUUGCCGCAUCUGCAAAAAGGCGAUGUUGUCUGGGACUGCGCUGUUGGAGACGAACGCAACGAAGGCAAAUACAUCUUCGACGGUCGAUACCUGCGCGAUCUUUCUUUCAUGUUUGAUCGUGGAGGACACUUGCCAUCCUGGCUCAACGCCUUCUCGUUCGCACCCAGCUACUACCACAACAUCAUCCGAAGUUCGGAUGCGUCUCAGCCAGUUGCCUACCUGGAUGUUCUGCCAUGGCGUGACCAGAUCGUGUCAACGAUGCGGCUUGUUCAGGACCAGGUUGAGACCUUCUCACCUCAAGGCGCGCGCUACAGGAUCUCGAAAUGGCUCUACAGAGCUGCCAUCAACGUUGUACCAGGGGCCAUCAUCUCAGACGAAGGCCUGGAGGUGGUCGACGCAGGAUGGCAUGGCAAGAUCGUUAUUGAGACGGAGGGUACAGCGGAGCAUGCGAAAGAGUUGAUAUCAAGAUGCGCAGGACCAGCAGAAUCGGCACAGACCAAAGCGAGGCUGUUGGCAAGCGUCAUGGAUGCCGAUGGUCGACCUCGGGUGCCAAAGGCACCUGCCCCAACAAAGGACGCACAAGGAAACAGAAUCGAGACCACAACACCUUGGGCUAUCGUCAGAGCGAGGAGCAGACCGGGACUCAUCUGGAUCAGACCCAUGGACAUGCGCGAGCGGGUCGUUUUCUAA
Messenger RNA from Ustilago hordei, 3429 nucleotides. RefSeq lists its product as uncharacterized. The transcript has a single exon. Lineage: Eukaryota; Fungi; Basidiomycota; Ustilaginomycetes; Ustilaginales; Ustilaginaceae. The coding region runs from base 1 to 3429 and encodes 1142 amino acids. The record is from RefSeq and is a predicted model, not a curated record.